Molecule: messenger RNA, 4166 nt
Organism: Pelagomonas calceolata
Lineage: Eukaryota; Pelagophyceae; Pelagomonadales; Pelagomonadaceae
Source: the annotation of a GenBank genome assembly
AAAACAUUUGCGCGGCGCGUCUUAGCCGCUGCUGUGCACGCACACGAUCGCUGGAGCAGCGCACGGCUCGCACGCGACCGCUUUGCAGGAGCGGUGCGCCGCGUGACGACCUCUGCUGCGCGGGCCAGGCCUUGACCAUGGAGGAGGCCGCGGCCGUAUGGAUCAGAGACGACGACGAGGGCUGGCUGCCGGGCGUGGUGAAGCAGGUCGAUGACGAUCAAAUAGAAGUGGACGUCGUGGACGACGACGGGACCACCAUCGAGGCGAUCACGGUCCCGACGCAAGAAAUCAAGAGAAGGGACGCGGACGCGAAGCCCGUCGACGACCUGAUUUCCUUAGCGGUGCUGCACGAGCCGGCCAUCUUGCACGCCUUGCGGCGACGGUACGCGAGUGGCGAGAUUUAUACCUUCAACGGGGCCAUUUUAAUCGCGGUGAAUCCCUUCAGAAAACUAGCACUAUACACCGACGACAUCCUGGAGCGCUACGCAAAUAGAGGCCUGUUGCACGCCCAGGGCGUGCCCCAAGCGACGUUGCCUCCGCACGUGUAUACGGUCGCCGACGCGGCUUAUAGAAGUAUGUCCGAAGCUAUUACCUCAAACGCGAAGCAAGGAUCGCAGUCGGUCUUGAUUUCGGGAGAGAGCGGCGCGGGCAAGACGGAGACCACCAAAAUCGUGAUGAGGUAUCUCACGGUAGUAGGAAGAGGGUCCUCGUCCGAGAACGCGGUGACGGAUAAGGUAUUGCGGAGCAAUCCUAUCCUCGAGGCCUUCGGGAACGCGCGGACCGUGAGGAACGACAAUUCGUCGCGGUUCGGGAAGUUCAUCGACCUCGAAUUCGACGACCGGGGCGCGAUGCGCGGCGCGGCCAUAGAUACUUAUUUACUGGAAAAAAUAAGGCUGCCGCGACAUGCCCAGGGUGAAAGGAACUUCCACGUCUUCUACCAGUUAAGUGCCACCUCCAACAAAGAUGAUGCGUGGCAGUUACCUCCCUCACCGGCAACCACCUGUACUUAUCUCAAGCAGGGCGGCGUGCCUUCUUUAGCUUCCAUGGACGAUGGUAAAGAGUUCGACACGGUCGUGGAGGCUUUGAAAGCAUUGGGUGUGUCUGACGGUGACGUGAAGCACGUUUUUGCGUUGGUCGCGGGCCUCACGCACUUAGGAGACGUCCUUUUUGAAUUUGCCGUUGGUGAUGAUGGCGGCGGUUCCCACGUCGAAGAUCGAACUGUGUUAGAUCGGGCUGCAUCCUUGUGCGGCCUAGAUGCGGAUAAAUUGUUACAAGCAGUCACGCAGCGAACGGUCUCCGCGAGAAACGAGUCCUAUACCGUUCGCCUGGUGCCGCAGGACGCGUGUCAAGCGCGGGACGCCGUCGCCAAAGCUUUAUACGGCAGAUUGUUCGCGUGGUUAGUAAAAGCAAUAAACAAAGGCAUCCAGAAAAAUGAUUUCCGGAAGGCGGCGUCCAUAGGUGUAUUGGACAUCUUCGGCUUCGAGUGUUUUAGUACAAAUUCCUUCGAGCAGCUCUGCAUCAACUACACGAACGAAACGUUGCAGCAGCAGUUCAAUAGAUAUGUUUUUAAAUUAGAACAGGAGGAAUACGAGCGCGAGAAAAUUACGUGGAGCUUCGUCGAGUUCCCGGACAACCAGGACUGUCUGGAUUUGAUUGAAGGUACUAGGAAGGCAUGUCCCCCUGAUGGUGGUUUAUUAGUGAUGUUAGAUGAUGAGUGUCGGUUGCCUCGUGGGAGUGAUGCGAAUUAUGCUGCAAGAAUCCUGAAGUCCCUCAAGUCUCAUGAUCGGUUGUGUGCUUCGAAAAAACAAGUAGUAGACGGUAUUUUCGAAGUGAGGCACUACGCUGGUCCUGUGCCCUACGUCGCGCAAGGCUUCCUCGAGAAGAACAAGGAUGAAUUACCGAGUGACGCCGUACAACUCUUCAACGACACAAAAGGUUUCCUACAGGACUGCUGCGCCGCCUUUGAUCAGGAGACCACGGACGUGAAGAAGAAGAAAGUGACCGUCGCGUCCCAGUUCAAAACCCAGCUGAGAAAAUUGAUGGAGUCCAUCAGUAGUACCACACCGCAUUACGUGCGAUGCUUGAAGCCGAACGAUAAAAAUAUACCGGACGAGUUCGUGCGGAAGCGCGUCGCGGAGCAGCUGAGAUACGGGGGUGUGUUAGAAGCAGUUAGGGUCGCGCGCUCGGGCUUUCCGGUGCGCCUACCGCACGCCGAGUUCGUGCGACGCUACGCGGCGUUGGGGCCUUGUCCAUUACAGGGAGAUCGGAAGGGCUGCGCGUCAUUAAUCGAGGCCUUCGCGUCCGAUGACAAAGACGCGUACCAGCUCGGCCUGACCAAAGUUUUCCUGCGGAAGAACGCCCAUGAUUCUUUGGAGACGGCGCGGUCGUCCGCGCGGCGGUCCGCCGCCGUGCGGUUGCAAUCUUGGGAAAGGAGGCGCCAAGCACUCACGAGGGUCGGGUCGAGGCUGCGCGCGGGCCGCGCGUUGUCGCGCUGGGCGUUCGCGGCGCUGGCUUCCAUGAGAGUCCGGUCGAAACGGCGCGAGUGGAAUGCGCUGCGCGUCGAGACGGCCUGGCGCUGUGCGAGGCAUCGGAACCGCUUCCGUGCUGUGACGCGCGGCGUCCUCGCGCUGCAGAAGCUCGGCCGCGGCGUCGGCGCGCGCCGGGCGACGGCCCAGAGGAGACGCGUCGCGGCUACGGUGCGGAUCCAGAGCGCCGGCCGCGGUUUAAAACCGCGCCGCUUCCGGACCAAGACGGUCCGCGCGAUAACACAAACCCAAGCUUUCGUAAGGCGGUCCAUGGCGAAGCGCGCGGCGCAGCGGGCGCGAAGUGAAAUGAAAGACGUCGCCAACCUCCAGACGGAGGCCGAGGCCAUGAAGGAGGAGAUUCAACAGUUGCGCGCGAGGGCCCAGCAAGAGACGCUCGAGCGCGAGCACGCCGCCGUCGGCGCGGCGACCGCGGAGGUCUCGAGACUCAGGGACGAGCUCGACGCGGUCCUCGCCGUCGGGGACGCGAAACUACGGAGCGCGGAGCGCCUCUGCUCGAAGCUGCGCGGCGACGGCGACCGCAAGUCCGCCGCGAUCGACACGCUCGAGCUCCGAAUCGCCGACGCGGACGCGCGGCGCGACGCCGCAGAAGCUAGAGUGGUGGAGGCCGAGCGUCUGAUGAAGGAGGAGGCGCAGCGCGCCGACCGCCUCGCCGACGCGGCCAAGGACGCCGACGCGGGCCUCGCGCAGCAACUCGAAGCGGAGACGGCGCGCCGCGAGGAGGCCGAGGCCGCGCUCGCGUCGCUGCGCUCGGCCUCGCCGCCGCCGCCGCCCGUGCCUCCCCAAGAGCCCCUGCGGCGCGCGCCGUCGUCGACGCCGCCCACGUCGCCGCGCAACCCGGGGCCGCCGGCCGACCUGGGCGCCGCGUUCCUCGAGGCGUUGCGGCGCGGCAUCGCGGCGGUGGCCUGGGAGGACGGCGCGAGCGAGCCCGUCCAGCUCGAGCUGCGCGCGGGCGCGCCGAGCGCGCCGGGCGCGCCCUUCGCUUUGGCCGGCGCCCAGCUCUGCUUCGUCGUCAAAAGCACGUCGCUCUUCCGGCGCCGGAAGCCGCCGCCGCCUUUAGCGCUAGCGGCGCUCUACGGCGCGCGCGCCGGGAAUGGUGGAGAGGCGGCCCUCUCUUCUCAUUCCAUUGCCUUGGCGGCGGAGGGCGACGACCGCCAACAGCGCGAGGUCGUCCUCGAGUUUCCUACCGAGAGUGGCGCCGCUGAAGCUUUAGCAGGGUUCCGCCACGCGCUGGACGCGCUCCAGCACCACCCUCAUCGCUCACCUCCGCCGUCGCCGCCGCCGCCAACCUCGCCGCCGCCGCCGCCACCAAGGGAGGACAUCGCGGACGCCGUCGCCGAGCUAGAAAAACAAUUACUCCUCGAGCGCGCGAACAACCAGAAGAUGAUGCUCCAGAUGCUUGAGAUGCAGAACGACGUCAACCGCGGCAGCGCGAAGAUCGUCGAGCUCAAGCAGGAGACGGCGGGCCUGCGGUCGCAGCUCGUCGCGCGCGACCGCAUGCACGCCGACGACGCGCGCAUGCGCCUCCAGCUCGGCAAGCGGCUCCAGCAGCUCGUCUUCGACAACGCUGCUUUACGAAGAACGUGCGACGACCUCGAGCGCCACGCGCAGAAGGCCUUCUAA